Puntigrus tetrazona (Sumatra barb) is the source of this 883-nucleotide messenger RNA. Its product is annotated as caspase b-like. Bases 275 to 700 code for a protein of 141 amino acids. Lineage: Eukaryota; Metazoa; Chordata; Actinopteri; Cypriniformes; Cyprinidae. The record is from RefSeq and is a predicted model, not a curated record. The transcript is spliced from 3 exons.
AGAAAUAUGCGAGGACUUUAAAGAAGAAGAAGAAGAAGUUCCACAGUUCUCACUGAUUUUCUCCGGUCCUAGGUGUUACAUGUGAUACCUCUUUAAAAGCGCGCGCGCGCGCACACACACACACACACAUUUUACAUACAUACAUACACACACACACACACACACAAUGAGGCGGGGACAUUUUGUAAUCUAAAGGAAAAGGCAGAAUGCGCGAAAGCGAAACGAUCCGAAGCGAGGAAACAGGAAGACGUUUAACUAUCCACAGUGAUACCAAAUGGCUGCAGUGAUUUUUGACGUACUUUCUGAGCUGCUGGAUGCGGAGUUUAAAGAGUUCAAGUGGCGUCUGUCAGACCAUGGGACACUGGACAGCUCAAGUAUUGCUCGUGGAAAGCUGGAGCACGCUAAUCGCCACGAGGUCGUGGAUCUCAUAGUGCAGCAGUACACUGGCUCAGACGCCGGGAGGAUUGCUAUCAGAGCGCUGCGCCAAAUCAAGCAAAAUGAGCUCGCUGAUCAACUGAAAGCAAAGCUUCAGGAAGUUUCAGAGGAGGGUUCUGCUGAAGAUGGAGCUUCAUCCGGUGCAGCGGCUGCAAACACUUCAAGGACAGGGGUUACGAUGAACAUACAAGCCUCCGAUGGAGGGAACGUAAAUGCCCCUGUUCUUCAGAACGGUGUUUAUCACGGCUCAGUGACAUUCAAUUAACGCUCAAGGAGCUAUCUGUCUUAUAACAAUGAUUUUAAGGGCUCAAAUGAAGAUACAGCACAGAGAAAGUCUACAGUUUUUGAAUCCAUAUUAUGUUUGACAGCAAAUUAUAUGCCUUAAAUAUGAUAUAAUUAAAAUAUGCCUUUAUCUCAGAAUUAAAUAAAUCUACUUCUCAUAAAGAAA